UUGGCAGCUCCCGGCCAGUGCUCUCAUAUUCACAUUAGUACUACUGUGCAGCUUCACAUAAACAGAACAAAAUGCUCAGCUGGCCCGACGGCAGCGGAGGGCCGUAACUUCGUGACACUCUUGGACCCUCUUUUACUGGCAUGCUCGUCUGUACUUUGCGGCAGAACGUUUAGGAACCACCACAGCCAAAAAAUGAGAGACAUCCAUAAGAGGAAGUUUGCAGAGGUAGAAGAAGAUCCCUGCUACUCCCCCUCCUCCUCCUCCUCCUCCUCCUCGACCUCUUCCUCUCCAUCUUCUGUCUCGUCUCCCGCCUCCUCAGAGUGGGAGUCCGACGGGGAGGGGAGCUCAUCUGUAAACCAAGAUUUCACUCCUUUCAGUCCUACUUCAGCCUCCAGCUCACCCAUUUGGCCCAUCUUGAAGAAGCCGAAGCUCACAAAAACACUGAGCAGCGUUCGCUUCGACCAGGUGACAGAGUUCAGCUUUCCCCGCUGCCAGGGUUUCACCAGCGUCCCCAGCCGAGGGGGUGCCACCCUCGGCAUGGUGCGGAAACACAGCGCCCUCCGAAGGUACACCGUGGACGAGCAUGCACUGGAGCAGCGUAGCAGGCGCAAGGAGAGGCACAGAGAAAAACUGAGGCAACAGAGGUUUGAGGCACUGAAGCACAAGCUGAUCAUCAGUGGAGCUGUUGACCAAAAGGAAGCAGAGAAGCUGACGAUGGAUCAACUUCUGGAUGAAGACCCUGACCCGAUCCAAGUUAGUGAGUCUGACAUGGAAGACGGAGGCUUCCUUCAGCCAUUCUCUUCAAAACAGCGACAGGCUCUGCUCCUGGCAGCAGGGGUGAAAACCAUCGACAAGGAGGAGAAGAGGCAGCUUCACACUCUGCGGCUCUCCAGAGAGGCCUGUGGCUGUGACUGUCAGGGCUUCUGUGAGCCGGAGACCUGCGCCUGCAGUCAGGCAGGCAUUAAGUGCCAGGUGGACCGCCUGAACUUCCCCUGUGGGUGCACCAAGGACAGCUGUGGGAACGUGCAGGGGCGCAUCGAGUUCGACGGCAGGCGCGUUCGGACCCACUACAUCCACACAGUCAUGAGGCUGGAGCUGCGGAGGCGGCUGAAACGUGAAACGCUCAUCAGUGGGGAACAGGCAGGACUCUCCGAGGAGCUCCAAGAGUUUGACGAGCACGAGGAGGUCCGCGCUGAGCAGAGCGCCGAGGAGACCAGGUGUCCUUUCAGGUCCGGCUUGGAGGAGGAUCAUCUUCCUUUCACCAUGCCGGCUACUCCUCCCAGUCCGUUCCCCUGCGUCCCAGAGGGGUUGGCCAUGGAGGAGAACAGCUGCAGCAGCGACAUGUCUGAGUCCUCUCUCUCCUCCUCUGAAUGCGACGCAGGAGGAUUCUUCAGCGGGACUCAGAGUCCUCCUGACGUCGCCGCCGCCGAUGACAACUACUACUCGCGCAGCCAGGUUAGGCACAUGAUGGAACCCCUGACGCAGCACAGCUGCAGCUCUGCAACUACUGACAAUAAGAGACCGCACACGCCCAUCACGCUCACAGACAACAUGGAGCCCAGCAGGAACUAUCUCGAUGAGAACGCCAAUCAAUCCAGAGACUUUUUCAGCGAAGACUCUUUGGAGGACUUCCCUAACACCCCUUCUCCCACGGUGGACUAUUCCUUCAGUAGAUACAUGGACCUGAGCCUCUCCUCUGACUCCGACCUGGAGUUCUUCCACAGAGACUACCCCUCUGGACCACUGCACAGCUCCUUCAAAGACUACAGACACCCAGACACGUUUCAGCGCUUCCAGCUCUUCAGCUCUGUGAAUUUACCGCAGCAGGAGUCAAGCACCCAGCUCCUGGAGGCUCUGAUCGGCCUGACUGAAUCCGGCACAGAGCACAUGUAUUCAGUCACAGACACUCAGCUUUCAUAAGAAUUAAAUAAAUCACCCAGAGGAGUGCUUUGUUUUUUUAUAUAUUUAUUAUAAUUUUAAAGUACAAAAAUUUGUUUUUCAUAAUGGAUUUUUUGUUCCAUUUGAAAAUAAUUUGUCAUUUUCAAGAGAAACCACACUUGCAUAAUUAAUGCGUUUACUAAUUCCUUAACCUACACGAAAAUUGUACGUAGGAUGUAGUUUAUUUUCACCAUGACCAAUAAUAUCAAACUCUAGCACAAACUAGGUGUAGGAACUGCAAUACAGUAUAUAAUGAAGAGCACGCUGUCAUAGCAUAUUAAUAAAAACAGCAAGUCUGCUAGGGAACAGAGAAGAUGUCCGCAGGAUUUCAGCUCCCAGUUUGGGGAAUCCUUCUCAUAUUUAAUUUCCAGACCAUACCUUGAGUACCUGUUUACUGGGCCGAUAAAUGUAUUUAUUUAUUUAAUCGCAGAUUUUGUUUUUGUUUCAAUCAGUGGAAACAUCAUUAUUACGUGCUAAAAAUGAAGGGAGUUUACACAUCAGUGACUGAGUAAUAAUUAGUAUUUUAAUGGUAGCGGUUUCCCUUUAACUAUGGCUGCAUGAAAGCAGCCGUGUGUUUACCACCACAGGGUCCUAUAGAGUCCAUAUUUGAAGCAGACAUUUUUAUUCCACAUUACAGAAAACACAGCUCUGUGGUUUAGUGGGCAAUUACCAGUCGGGCCUUUCGAUGAGAUGCCAGUGAAACGGCAAAGAGUGACCAGAGUUGGUUCCUCUACUUUUUCACUACUGACCUACUUAUUUAAGCUCUUGUGUUUUAAAUGAAAGCAAUUGCAUCAUGUUGUACAUUUCACUUCAAAAGAAAAUGUUGUAAAUACCGUGACACUGUGGUAUUUCUGCUCAAGGUUAUCAUACUGUGAGAAUCUGAAGCUGGUAGCAAGCCUAGUUUCUGCUUUAGUCCCUGUAAUGCAUUCUGGUUAGUCUGUUUGAGCAAAACCAGAAACAAAUGCAGCUGGUGAACCUUUUUUUUUUUUUUUUGCAACAUGUCAAAAGUUGGCUGCUCUACGCUCUGUAGUUCCUCCUUUUUCAAUGCUCUGCCGCAACCAAACUGCUGUUAGAUUCCCAUCUUCGUUUUACCAUGGAUGCCAUGUUUACAGUAAUAUAUAAGAAAACCAGCUUCAGCUCUGUAUUAGUGGUGACUAUUGUCGUAGCUGUUUAACAAUUAAAUGGAUAGCAAUGGAUUUUAUAUGUCAUGCAUAAUGUUCAGAGAUUUUUUAAAUUAUAUAUUUGAAACAGAAAAAAUUGCCAAAUAUAAAUAUUGUACUAUUAUUAACUCAACAAUGAUUCAAUAAACUAAACGUGUUUGCUUUUUUA
This is a messenger RNA of Fundulus heteroclitus (mummichog), 3267 nucleotides long. Its product is annotated as cysteine/serine-rich nuclear protein 2. Bases 193 to 1920 code for a protein of 575 amino acids. The transcript has 5 exons. The record is from RefSeq and is a predicted model, not a curated record. Gene Ontology annotation, molecular function: DNA-binding transcription factor activity, RNA polymerase II-specific; sequence-specific DNA binding. Gene Ontology annotation, cellular component: nucleus. Gene Ontology annotation, biological process: regulation of transcription by RNA polymerase II. Lineage: Eukaryota; Metazoa; Chordata; Actinopteri; Cyprinodontiformes; Fundulidae.